AUGGACACGGGGACUUGUAAUGAAGAACUGAGUGAGUCAGGGAAACCAAUGGAUGUACAAAAUGAACACCAGUUAAUCCUUGUGGAGAGUUCUAAGGAUGCUGCCACACCACAGACUGAUUUACCUUGUCUAGAAACUGAGGGUGUGGAAACAAUGAAGGUUUUAUCUGAGGUUGCAGUGGAAAACCUUGCCAAUGUAUCAGCAUGUAUACAUGGGUGUGAGAGUGUGAAAUCUGACUUUGAUGGGCUGACAGCACCUCACUCUGUUACUUACGAGUCUUCUUUUGACACUGAAGGCUGUUGGUCAGCUUCUCUUCGUCCUAGUUGUAAGACUGAAAAUAAAACUGUAGGAAAAAGAAAAGACAAAUCAAAAGACGUGAGAGAGACUGUUUCUUGUCCUGAUCUUGAGUGUGAGAAGAGCAAAUCCUUUGAGCCUGCGCAGAUGAGCCUCUUGGAAAGCUCAGUUCCUGUCCACAGCUGUGGUCCUGUUUCCCUUGAAACUGUUCAAGACAUUCCUCCCAGGGCAUUAGUUGUACUCACAGAAGAUAACACAGCAAAGCCUGCACCUUGGCCUUUAAUCAGCAUUGACAGGACAGAUGAUCAUACUCCUUCUGCUUCUAAAAUUGACAAGGCUAGUAUGACUGAGGUUGCUCUUGUUCCUUCUGAGUGCAAGGAUUGUGUCUCUGAACUUUCCUCUCAUAUUUCUAAGUCACAAAAAAACAUUCUGGACAUUUCUCAUUCUGCCCUGAGAUACAGAGAAAGACCUUUGACCAACUGUUCUGCUUUUGUCUGUGAAAAAGACGGUGUAGACAUAAUUACUGAAUCUCCACCUGCUUCUGAAGAUAGGCAUAUUAAUUUUUCUUCCCAGAAGGAAAACAGUAAUAAGCUUAGGAUAUCACGCACAGUACUUGAUUCUUCAUCUGACAACCAAGGAAAAAUGCCUUCUUCUGCCACUAACUCUGAAAAUGGCCAGAUUGAUAGAUGGUCUGCUGCUUCUGAACAGGACAGCUUUAUUCUUCCAGCUGCUGAUUUUAGGAGAAUAAUCCCUGAGGACAGAGUGCCAGAGUUGCCACUUUGCCUAGGAGAUCCAAGAGCUUCAUGCGUGGCUGGUUCCCUGGAACAUGAGCUUACUCUGGCUAUGCUUGGUCACUCUGCUGCUGGAGUAGAUGUGGGGGGUGUUUGCAUCCCCAGAGCCUCUUCACCUACUCUGGGAUCCAGAGAAGCCUCCAACCUUUCUGUUUCUGCCUUGGAAAUAUUGGGUGUUGCUCAGGGGAACAUUUAUUCCUCCAGUCACAGAGCUGGCGGUGCGGCAGAGGAGGCCUCCUCUGCACAACAGGCUGAUGAUGGUGUCUCGGCAGAGGCAACACCGUCACCUGUCUGUCCUUUGAAGUCUUUGGAAAUGACAUCUGAGUCAGGCUCCACUGACAGCGUGUGCAGAAAUGCUGUUAAUCUUGGUAACCAUGCUUCUGCUAUCUCAGAGGCCCCUUCUGUGACAGAUGAUCAAACAGCUGCUGCACCUGCAAAGUCAAAUGAGCUCUGUUCUGAGGAAGUAUGGGAAGAUACUGGUGUGAAGGCACAAGAAUGUGCUGAAUUCCAAGAUGCUGCUGUUUUGUUUAAAAAGGCUGAGGAAAUAGUGGACUCAGUUUUACACUUGGCUAUAGAAGAAAUAAUAGCAAAACAAGCCAUCGGUGUCUGCCAGCUUUGUGGGAGCAAAGAUGGUUUAAUAAAUACGGAUAUUCUAAAUGAUCGGAAAGCUGGAACUGUACAGCUGGAAGCAGAAGAAAUCCAGUCAGCUGUGCAGUCGUUAAAACAUUUUAAUGAAAGCAGUGCAGGAGGCUCAUCUUCAUUUACAGGAAAUGAAAUGGUGGAUACAAAUAAGCAAGAUAAAAAGAUACUAUCUUGCGUCCCUGAUAAAAUUGACCUACAUAGUGCACUAGCACUAAAAGCAAAAGAAAUAAUUGAUGAAGUGAUUAACUCAGCCAAACAAAAGCUGGCAUCUAAUCAGUGGCAAGCCAGUGAGAGUAAAAGGCCUUCUGAAAAGGUUGAGCCUAAACCUGAGGCUGGAACACCAAAUAUUUCAAACCUGAAUAUGAAGUUACCUGCCAAAACACAAGAAGCAACAGAGAAGGAGGAAAUUUGGAGGGAAACUGUAAACUGUGAAAGGGCAGAUUGCUCAGGUCCUCUUUUGCUUCCAAAUAGUAUGGAAAAUGGCAUAGAUUGGCCUCAAAGAUGUGAAAAGAUAACAAAUAAUGCAUUUACCCAUCAGACAAAUGGAUUUCUACCCACUUGUAGUUCGGCAAGGCCAGAAUCAGAUCUUAUGACACCAACAGAAGAGAGACACGAUAGAAAGGUGUGUGAACAUGUGGCUGCAGCAGAGAUGUAUGGCAAAGCUGGAGCAUCAGCAACUGGUAGAAAAUCUGAUAAAUCUUUACAUUUAAUACGUAGAGACGCUACUGUGAAUGAGGAGAUGCUUUUAUCAUUGCAGUUAAAAGAUUCAUGCAAUAGCACAAAUAUGCUAGAGUGCACAUUGCUGCCAACUGUAAACGCUAAUUUGUCACUUUUUGUGCCUGAUGAAGAAUGUAUUAGCAUGCAGAGUGAAUCCAAAGAAAAAAGCAGUCCUCGGGGUUCUCUGGAAAGCAAUGCAGAGGACAGUCUGUAUGAACACUGUGGAAGACAGGCUGCAGAAGUACUUGCACAAGUAAAAACAACCUUAGAAGACUCAAAGGCAAUGGAGAGUAAAGAGAAACUAGCAGAAGGGGCAAGUGAGAUAGCAGAGGUUAACAUUGGAUUAAAUACACAAUGUAUUGUACCUGAAUUAUGUGUUAUUCAAGAGGACUGUGAAGGGACAAACUACUCCAACACAGUCUUUGCCCAAAAUAAUGAGAAUCUGAAGCAGGUACAAAUAAAGGAUCAGGACAUGAAGGGAAAUGAUCAGCUUGAAGAAAAUGGUCUGGACUGCAGCAAUGACAUGAAGGAAUCGAUGGAUCUUUUGUCCUUUUCUCCUCUAAUUGAACAGUGGGAAAACAAUUCUUUUACUAUCAUUUAUGAAGGUACCCUUCAAACUGAGAACAAAUCUGUCUCAACUGAUGAUCUGCAAACUGGUUCACUUUCUACUUCUGAUCUGCCUACAGAUAAUAUAGAUCAUCUAAUCUGUGAAAGAGCAAUGGAUAAACAUGAGCCAGCCUGUCUUUAUGGGAAAGAUAACAAAUUGAAUGAAGCAACAGAUAGCCGUAGCUUGGAGUCAUUUCUGAGUGUAGAGGCCAAGCGCUGUAGAGUAUAUCCCUUCUCUUUGUCUCCAAUAUACGAAGACGACAGCUCCCAAGAAGACUUACUUUCCACGGACGUGUCUCCAGAAUGCUAUCAUAGUGGAAUAUCUAAAGAUAACACUGACCACGCUUCUGUGCUUUCCCUUCUCCAGUCCGUUUCUGAGCGCUUACAGUUUACUACUCGCUUCAAACAACUUGACUCUCAGGAGCAACCAGAACUCUUGCCAGAUGCAGCUUCUCCCAGUCAAGCACCUUGUAUGCCAGUUUCACAGAAAGCUGAUGUUGCUGUAAAAAGUCCUCCUACAAGUGUGUACUACCAGUAUUUGAGAUCUGCCAGCAAUUGCUCCUCUGAGAAGGGGACCAGGUAUGGAAGCAUUCUCCAGGAUAUGUUGCAGCCCAAGAUUCAUUGGUCUCAAGAGAACACCAUGCCAAAACUAGGAGAAUUGUCAGUGAACCUCAUUGACAGGGCGAGUCUCAAAUACAAUCCAAGACCAGGAAAGAUUAUUAUUUAUGAUAUUCAUGGCAACAAAAGUAAAAAAGAAGUUCAUUCUGAUGUGCUAGAUACCACGUCCUGGAUCUUUCCCAUUGGAGGAUUACUUAGGAUAAUUAGAGGAUGUUGGAUUUUUUACGAGAAACCAAAGUUCCAGGGUCGGAAGUAUGUACUAGAAGAAGGAGAGACUGUGUUAGAUCACCUUUGGGAUCUCCCAGGCGUGAAACAUCGUCGAAGAAACCUCACAGUUGGUUCAAUCAAACAUGUAACAAAGGACUGUGGUGUUCCAGAGGUAGAGUUCUGUCCAGGAGCCAGUGCAGAGGGACUUUCUAUCUGCAUACAGAGUGCAGUUGCUAAUUUAGAAGAACUGGAUGUUGAGAAAAACCCUUAUAUAAGUGUCAAAUCAGGAGCGUGGCUUGCUUAUUCAGACUUCAAUUACAAGGGAGAGAGGAAGGUUUUGGAAGAAUGCAAUUCACCAUCUGAAAUUCCUUCAGCAGAUGUGAAAUCUCUGCGUCCCUUAAAAAUGGGUGGACUAAAGGUACAAAUGCCGAUGAAUGUCAAGAUAAUAAUAUAUGAGAAAGCCCACUUUGAAGGAUGGUCCAAAGAGUUUUCAGAAAACGUCAGUUCUGUCCCAGCUCUGUUUGGUAGCGAAGAGGAGUUUCAGGAAAUUGGAUCAAUACGUGUAGUUGGUGGAGUAUGGGUUGCCUAUGAUAAGGAGCGCUACAAAGGCCGUCAGUACUUGCUUGAGGAGGGAGAUUAUGAAGACAGAUACUUAUGGGGGGGAACUGACAGUUUCCUCCUGUCUUUCCGGUUCCUUCAGGCUGAUUUCAUAGAGUCAUCAGUGGCACUUUUUCAGUCUGAUGAUGAGGAUGGGAAAGCAUUAGACAUCACCAAUGAAGAAAUCCCUGAUUUGGAGCUGGCUGGAUUUGGCCCAGAGACGAGAUCGAUUCUUGUGAGAAGUGGAGUGUGGGUUGCUUAUCAGCAGAAAUAUUUCUGUGGAGAACAAUAUGUAUUGGAGAAAGGAAAAUAUAAGUGUUUCUUUGACUGGGGAGGUUCUAGUAAAAUCAUCAUGUCAAUUCGUCCUAUUAAGUUGGAACCACUUGGAACGAAUGAGCCUCCACAUUUGCUCAAAGCUUUCAGUAAUACACAUUUCCAAGGAGCAUGUCUAGAUUUCACAGCAGAAGUUUCUGAUUUUACAUCAUUCAUACCAUGUUCUUUUAAGGUUCUUCGGGGAUGUUGGCUCCUAUAUUACCAAGGGGAAAUCACUGACAAUCACUGUGUGCUGGAAGAAGGCCUCUACGUUGACCUCAGUUCCUGUGGCUGUCCAACUGCUACAAUUAAAUCCCUCAAGCCUAUUCAAUAUGUUUUUGCUGAGCCCUCCAUCAGUCUGUUCGCUCUGGAAUACUGCAAGGGCAGAGAAUUGCACUUCAGUGAACCCGUCAAUUCUGUUUUGAAUGAGGACCUUCAUUUUUACACUCAGUCUGUAUGGGUGAGAAGUGGAUUGUGGAUUGCAUACGAGGGAUGUAAUUUUUUAGGAAAGCAGAUUCUGCUGGAGCCCAGUGAGAUUUCAAACUGGAGUGAACACAGUGGCUGGAAACUAAUUGGCUCCCUUCGUCCUAUGAAGCAGCCAGCAGUGUACCUCAGAGUGAAGAACCGAGCCCAAGGUAAAUAUUUGACAGUCGCUGGAAGCCUAUCAGAUGUAAGAGCAACAUCAGUGUGCGCGUCCCCAUACAAUGGCAAGAACACUCAGAUCUGGCACUACUGUCGUGGCCUCUUCAAAUCCAAGGCUAACAAUGCCUGUCUGGAUGUCAUUGGUGGCAGAGAUGUGCCUGGGGCCAAAGUCGCGCUCUGGGCAGAACAUGGGAAGGACAGGCAAAAGUGGAGACUCAAUGAGGAUGGAACCAUCAGUUCAUACCUCAGCAACAAAUUGGUGCUUGAUAUUAAAGGAGGAAAUUAUUAUGACAAGAAUCACAUCAUUAUGAAUCAGCUGACAGAUGACAAACAAUCACAAAAAUGGGAUAUUGAAAUACUGUGAGUAAAACCCACCACACAGAUGGACCUUGUGUGGCUUAUUACCACCU
This is a messenger RNA of Pterocles gutturalis (yellow-throated sandgrouse), 5836 nucleotides long. RefSeq names its product beta-gamma crystallin domain containing 3 (gene CRYBG3). Gene Ontology annotation, molecular function: structural constituent of eye lens. Gene Ontology annotation, biological process: lens development in camera-type eye; visual perception. Bases 1 to 5790 code for a protein of 1929 amino acids. The record is from RefSeq and is a predicted model, not a curated record. NCBI's taxonomy places the organism in Eukaryota, Metazoa, Chordata, Aves, Pterocliformes, Pteroclidae. The transcript has 20 exons.